Messenger RNA from Penicillium subrubescens, 543 nucleotides. RefSeq lists its product as uncharacterized. Bases 1 to 543 code for a protein of 180 amino acids. NCBI's taxonomy places the organism in Eukaryota, Fungi, Ascomycota, Eurotiomycetes, Eurotiales, Aspergillaceae. The transcript is spliced from 2 exons. The record is from RefSeq and is a predicted model, not a curated record.
AUGUUCGGAAACCUGCGCCAAACUGGUCCGAGUCCGGCAGCUGUGAAAGUCUGUCGUGUUCUUGAACCUCUCCCCAGUUGUAGUGUGAGGGCCUCUUGCACUGGCACAUCUUGGUGUCCCGAUUCUGGUUGGGUACGAGACGAAGAUUUCGAGCUUGCCACACGAAAGCUUCUAGAUUCUGGGUUUAAACCGGCCACUCCCAAUCGCAAUCCGGCCCCUGAGAUUCUAGAAUCACUCCCUGAUCCUGAAAAGGCGCUGGAAGAAAUUCACAGUGGCUACAAAUGCCUUGACCAGUCCUCCCGGACCUUCGACUAUCCGGCGGAACUUCCUGAGAGGAUGGAGCAGCUUUUCUUAAUACCGAAUUCGUUCUCCCAUUCCAACUUGCCCAGCACCAUAACAAGUGAGACCGUGGACCCUACCGAUUACAAUAUCUACGGGAAUAUCUUGUAUCCGCUGGAGCAGGCAUUAGUGGAAAGCUUUGUCAAGUCCGUGUUAGACGAGGAGGGCCUAGACAGUGAAAGUCUCUGGAGGAUUACGACCUAG